UUUUUUUAUUUGCAGUGGGCUUUGGUUUCUUUCUUUCUUUCUUUCCUCAUUUUUUUGCAUCUUCCGUGGCUUCUUUUUUUGCAUUCUUUUUUAUUUGCAGCAGUGGCGGUUCUCGGCCACCGUACAUAACAGCUCAAAACAGGUAUGUGAUGAGUUCAGAUUAAAAUAUCUUGCUGUGCUGCUAAAUGAUACCACUUUGAGCCCUUACAGAACUCUUAAUUUUGAAAUCAGGUCAAAAACAGUUCAAACUGAAAUCGUCUUCACUCAGACCCGCACCACCCUCCCACUGUGUGCAGACUAAAAUCAUAUAAAUGGGACGUGUUUAUAUUUUUCUGUCUCCCCUGUCCUUUUAAAAACGCAGACACGCGCUGACGUCACCCUGCCCGCACACAUCACGCACGCGUGUCUGGCUGGAAUGUGACGCCGAAGCUCUGUGGGUGAAGUCUCGCGGAGAGUAAAACACCGGCCAUCUUUCUCCAUUUAUAGCAGGACACUUUGUGCGUCGGUAGUAGUGCAGCCUUCACUUUGAUAAGCCUACAAGUUUGGUCAAGUUUAUUUUUGUUUUCCAAGCAUCGAAACUUACAACAAACAGGACACAAACCAUGUUUGUGUUUACGGCUGCAAAGUUUUCUCGCUGACAUCCCUCCAUCCCCGGAUAAAUGCUGCUCUAAACUGUCGCACAAAUGGAAAUGGUGCCUAGCGAGGAGAACCAGUUCGUACCCAAAGAGGUGAGGCUAUCACGGACCUGGUCUGAAAUCACCCCCUCUGGGCUUUAGCUGUCACCCUUACAGACUUUGGUCAAUAGUAAUGGGGAAACUUUCGCAGCACUUGGAGAGUUUGCAUUCUUUGUGUAUCAUUAAGAAGCUAACAGCUAAACAUGACUUGGACGGCCUAUCGCGAUACGGCUGGCUAACUAUCGUUACAACGUCAGCUAACGUUAGCGGGCAGCUAGUUGGACAAAGUGUUGUUUUUUUGUCGGAAACGUGCCGUGAAACACAUCUGUCAUGAUGUAAGCUGGCCUGUAAACACAGUUCAUCCGUUAUUUAACACUCCAGGGCGUAUCAAACGUUUAUUUUGUUACGAUAAGUUAGCUAACUGAUAAGCAUCAUGAACCAGCGUAGUAACGAUUGCUAAUGUCGUUAGCAUUGUAAGUCAGGGUGAUGAAAACAACAUUCACUCAUAUUUGUGUUUGAACUCGCUUAACAAAACACCAGUUGUAUAGAAAAAAGUCGAAUUAACUCGAACUGGGGGAGCAGUGUUCAUAAUGACAGGCUUAGUAGAAAAAUAAAGCUUACUUUGAAUCCAGGCCUAGUUUGUUUUGAAUGGAAGUUAGCGGAUUUGACUAGCUAACGUUACUCUAGCAGAUGCGGGUGUUUGGAUCUAAACUUGUGUUGCACUUGGAUAUUUGAAUGUCUGAGAUAGAAAACAAGAUUCCCACCUCUAACCUACUAAUUUUCCCCAACGUCGAGCUAAGUCAGUUGAUCCUCUCGUGUGUUUGUUGGAAGCUAACAGUGCCGUGAACGCGCUAAGUUUCCAUCGAUGUACGGUCACACUGAAUUGAUAAAAACAUUUCGACAGUUUCUGCUUCUGACUCCUCUGUAAAAAAAAUAGUGUUCGGUAACCAUCUCGAUUUAGUUAUUGGCAUUGUUAUUAUGAAGGGGCAGAUUUAAGUUGGCUAUAGAAAUAGGAUGUAAUGAGGGUUUUAUCAGCAGCGACAACUUAAGGCUGCAUUGACGUCAGCUGGUGUCAUGCAUCGAGCAUGGGACGUCAACACGUUGGUUUAACGUUGGCAGCACAUCUAUACUAAAUACAUCUAUACUAAAUACAUCUAUUGAACACUGAUUAGCUGCUGACUCAGCCUUUAUUUUAAACAAGAAGAAUGACUUGAGCUUGCACUUGACUGUCACAAUAGUAUGGACACCUUGGCAAACUCAUGCAACUGAAUACUACAGCUGCAAAAACAAAAAAACAACAACAAAAACAGAAAGCCCGUUCAGUAGGGCUGGGCAAUAUGGGAAAAAGUUUAUCACAAUAUAUUUUUUUCGUAUCAGUUGACAUCGAUAUGUAUCACAAUAUAAAAAAUGAAAUUUAACAGGACUUAUUGGUAGCAUGUCUUUUGCAGCUGUUGUGCUGUUAACUGCACAAAUUGGCAAAAUAAACAAUCUGCAAACAUUACGACACUGCCACUGAUAUUAGGAACAUCUAAAACAACGUCACAGCCUGGUAAAUUGAGUUAAAUUCAUGGACAUUUCAGCAAGUGUUUUCUGAUUUUAAUGCAAUGAAAGACAAAGCGAUUUUUCAAGAACUUGCAAACAAUACGGCAUCUUUAUUGAUAUCAGUUCACUCCGAAGCAGGCUUUUGCCCCCGUUUGCGUGUGCAUCUAGUAUUGUUUGUAUACAAGAAACCCGUCUAUAAGCUACUGCAUCUGUGAGGUCUUUGUGUCUCUUCAACAUUUUGUCGUAAGGCGUUGCGCUAGAGAGAGGACUGAAUGGUCAGCUGCACAGGCGUCAUGGGCUCCUAGCUCCGACUUUGCGAGAACAUGUACUCGACAUAAUUGGCAGUGCACAUUACUCUUCUUCAUGUCCGACUUCAUAAAAACAAAAUACCUCCACACCACCGACGUUUUCGUGCCAGUGUUGUCGACGAUGUUGUCAUCUGUUGAGCCUUCAUUUGCAUUUCUGCCGGGGGUAGCACUCAUUUUCUUUUUUUCUCACCAACAGUGUUGUCGGCUUCAUGUAUCAAAGUGUAGCUGCAGCCUGCUACUACGCAGUUGUUUGCUACAUGGUUCUAAUUCAGCACAUGAUUGGUUCAGUGUGAAGCGGACCCAGAGAAAUUCCACUUUUCAUUCGCUGUUCGUAUAGUCUACCAAAACAUGGCAGAAUGCCAGUUAUGAAAAGCAUAUUGACCAUGUUUUAUAUUGAUAUUGAGGGAAAUUAAUCUUUGAUCAUUAUCGUUUUAUCGCCCAGCCCUAUGAGGGGAGCAACACAUCGACAGUCAAUCUUGUGAAGAACAUAUAAAUAAUCCUAACUUCUGUCAGCAAUAUAGCCCAAGAAAGGUCAACCAGAUGUAAACAACAAUUUACCAUGUUUUCAAAUGUUUUCACCUGAAACUGUCCCAAAAAAGCGAGGGAAAUGUAAAAUCCAGUUCUUUUAAUUCUGCAUGCUGAAAUAUAUAGUUAAAGAUGACUGACUCAUAUUGUGGAGUAACAUUUGAGUUCAAGCAUAGACUGGACAGUGUAGGUAACUUGAGCUGUUUGGUGUUGAAAUUGGAUGGUAAAUCUGUUGUGGUGUUCUGAGAUACUGGAUGGACUCAGAGGCUUCUGUUGAUGCAGAGAGCUCGAGUAAAUGGAUCAUGUGUGUGUGGAGACAUUCACUUGAUACCAAAAGGUACAUGAAAACAAUCUCACAUACAACCAAGUAACUUUAAAAUAGUUGCUGUUGAAAGGCAGUUUGUUUGAGAUUGUUCUGCUGUAUGGACUACGAUAGGCCGAUUUGUUUCAGAGGUAUUGCAAAAUAAUCUGUUUCUUUUUCCUAGUGCAAGUCACUUCAAACCAGGAACAACAGUAACCAUUUGAUGUUUGCCCUAGUAAUAAAAAUACUCAAUCUUAUCACUGCUUCCUCAAACUUAUGAUUACUUCUUUUUGCCCCUUUUUUGAACAUCUGUUACACUAGCUUUGUGUUUGACUUUUUACUGCUGUCACUGAAAUUAAAACUGCAUUUGUCAGAUACAUUUGUGACUAACAGAGAGUCUACCGUUAUCCAAAAGAAGAUGUUUUCAAAUAAGACUAUUGUCUAUUCUUUAUUGUACGUCCAUAUCUCUGCUAUGCCUGUCUGUUCAUGUGUUUGUUGAUAUAUUGGCAUCUAAGUAUCCCAUCAUGUCCAUGCAAUUAAAAUCAGUUACAGCUGCAAAGAAACACAUGCUGUGCUUUGGCGUGGCCGUGGGUUCAUGUCAACACCAUGUGAUUAUUCCACUGUAUAAAUAACCUUUAAUCUCAUAAUAUACUUGUGUAUCGUCAGCUGCAGCUUCUUCAUAAAUCCUGGCUGUCAGUCAUAUCUUACCGAGAUCACAAACCUAGCAGAGGUUCCAAAAACAAGAAUAACUUGUGUAUAGAUUCCUGCAGUCAUCUGCCUGCUUAACAGUGUUGGUAAAUGUAGGUAAUAAACUCUGCUCCACUUAGCCUAAAGAUAUUUUUGAUAUUUGUGAUUUAGGCAUGUUUUACAACCUGUUUGUAUUGUUGUGUUUGUUUUAAGCUGGUCUUACCCCCAAAUAUUUGUAUAUUAUUAGGACGUGUUUUGGAGUUGCAGACAGAGUAUUUUUGAUGAGAUGAAGAGGAUUACUCAGGUAGCUAUGCCUGGUGUGCAGUGUGAGAAAAGAGAUCUUGUAAUGAAGCAUGGAGUUGAACAGAUGCAUGAAGCACCUCCAUUUGCAGAAGUUGGGCUGACAUGUAGGGCAUGCAGUGAAUAACAAAUCUACUCCAUGAAGUACUAGAACUUAUCACUUGUGUCCUAUAAUGCAACAUUUUCUCAUAAAAGCUCAUAAAUAGUUUGAGGUCAACUGAAGUCUAGAUAGUCACACCAAUAAAACAUGCUGAGUAAUCGUACUACAUGAAGGUAGUAAAGUAUUUUUUCUUUCACUUUCACUACAAAGUUUUACAAAAGUAGGCCAAUCUUCUCUGUAUAUGAUGUUGUUUGGCAAAGUAUUAAAAGUAAAGUAUUAAAAAUGAACAAUUAUCCCAUAUGUAACCCUCUGCUCUUGGUUUAAAAUAUAUUUAAUGUGGUAGUUGUGAUUGCAUACUUCUCUGAUCUAACUUUUAAUCAAUAGUAUUUUAGCGAUUUAAACUGCAAACAGUUAACUGUGCUCACCUUUAACCAGGGCUUAAAAAGCAGGCCUGGGAUCAACUUUUGCAUGUGUGGUAAAUGAAUGCUUGUUGAACAAGGUUUUCUGCAAUUCCUGGAAGUUUUUAGUGUAAGCCUUCAGUUCGCUAAUUAUUACAGCUUGAACCUUUACCGCACAUACCAGGUCAAUCAAAUAAAGAAAAAAAAAAGCAGCGGGGUGUGUUCAAAUGUGAAAGUGAGCUUCAGUGUCUUGAAACCCAAGCUCGUUUAACACUGUGUUGUCAACUGAAGCAUGUUUGAGCAGUUGGAUGACCUGAUUUUAAUCAUGUGUUGUUGUUUUUUAUUCAGUUCUUUUUCCUUUUCGACCAUUUCAGACAACAGGUGGCACACUUCUUUCACUCUCCAGUUCUCACAAAACUCCUCUGUAGAUAAGCUUUGAAUUCUGCAAUGUUGGAUUUAAUCUCAUCUCAAGCAACAUAAAAGGAGCUUUGCUAAAUGAACUUUAGCAGAGAAUACAUAAACAAGCUUACAUAUCUGCACAGUAAUCUAUUCCAGUUUUUUCUUCUUAUUUCUGUGUGGACACAUUUCACUUGGUAUCCAGUAAAAAUAUGAGAAAGUAUAAAAGUAUCUAGCAGCUAGUGAGGUUAUACAAGUACAUUCUUUGUGUCUGAUGAUGACAUUUGCACAGUGUUACAAAUAUUUCCAAUGGAUCACCUCUGGCAAAUUUUGGCUAAUUUCUCGCCUGAUUUCCUUAAUUUGCAGAUCCAAAAUGCAGCCGAAGAGCCCCGGGUGCUCUGUAUAAUUCAGGACAUCACCAGUGCGAGGACAGUCAACGAGAGGCUCACCCUCAACCUGCCUGCCUCCACCACCCUCUCCAAACUUUACGAAGAUGUUGCCCACAAAGCAGGAUAUGUCAACGGCACCUUUGAGCUCGCCUGGGGAAAUACACCAGACAUGGUAAGGAUUGUCAUUCAUUUUGGUGUCUGCCAAAACAAAUCAUCAGGAUUAUUCUAGAAGAGCAUGUAGUGCACAUAUUCAGGUAUACAUGUUGAAAAAAUGAGGUUUUAAAUCAGUGGGAGCUGUUGCCCUCUUAAGCAUUCAAACAAAAACAUGGUUGACUUCACUUUUCUUCAGCUCAGGAACAGCAGGAGUUACAUUUUUGAUAUUUUUGUAUCAGACAUGGAUUUUAUGACUGUGCAAUCAGCUCUAAGGAACAGUUAAUGCUGCUUUUUUUUUGGUUUUGCAUUUUGCCAAACCAUGCUAUCAUCAACAGAUUGCUUUUUUGGAUGCCUGUAUAAAGCCCGGGGACACACCCAAAUGGGGAUGUUAAGUCAAAGAGUUGGUACUGUCAGAAAGUUUCACAACAGGACAUGUUGUAGAGUCCUCCUGGCCCGAGACAGUGCUGUCAAUUAAGAGUCAUUCAUGGAGAAUCGCAGGUGAAGAGUUUGCACCAACAUCUCGCGCAAAACUAGUUUGGCCAACUUGGCUGCACUUAGCACUACAGCAGAGAUUGUUGACAACAAGAGGGCGAGCUAUAACACACCCAUGUGUGUGCCACUUAUUCCGAAACCACAUAGCAGACUGAUAAAAGGUAGAAACUUGUUUGUAAACGUAAUAGACACUUUGCAACCACAGAGGCUUAUCAUUAGGAAAGAGAUGAUAUCGGAGUUCUUUUGGACUUGAUAAGAGGCCAGAAAUACGACUCUAGGUGAAUGCUCUUAGUGAAUGGGGCUAAUAUACUUGUGCAUGCGAAUAUUAGGUGACUGUUUGGUGACGUGCAAGGACAAAAACGCAAGAUAAACGCAUGUCAGUGCUGUGUCAAUAGCCAACCCCCUCAGCGAUCGUUUUAACGAUACCAUAGCCUCUGGUGAAAACAGACAUUUUCUCAGAGCGACUAGUCUAACCAGCAGUUAUUCAGAUGAGCAACAAAAGGAUUCUUGGGCCAAGAGACUUCCUUUUCCUCACAUUAGUCAUUGUUUACAGUAGGACUGACCACUUGAGGCAGGGAAAUUGGGACAGAGUUGAGAAACAGUCUGAGAAACUAUUGUUUUCUGUGCUCUUAUUUCUAUUUCUAUUAUUGGAAUCAAUAAGAGGAAUCAAUCCCUCUCAGCGCAGCAGGUUGGCACUGACUCUGUCUCGGUGCAUGGUCGCAUGAGGCUAAUUAAAUCAAGUACUUGAGAAACUUGAGUUAAUUGGUUGGGGUUAAUGUUGUAUUUUUAUUGCUGGUGAAUGACGGUUGUUGGGCAUGUAAGGCUGUUUCGGGCUUACGUCCAAAAAUCACCUGUUGAGGUAGUGUGUGAGCUCAGGCCGUUAAAGUGUUCGUUAAAGUGCUUAACUUUCACUUUGCACAUCUUAGAAUAAACCGUGAUGUGAGUGAUGUACACACCCCUGAAGUUUGAUGUGAUUACACUUGUUGUUGACUGCUUCAUUAAAUAAAAAAGUAUUUAAAUUGCUUUGAUAUUGUAGAAAUUCAAAAUUCGUUAUUCUGAAUCUGUAUUUUUUCCCCUUGUACCCCUAGUAGACUGUAUGAAAUGUUGGUGUACUUCUUUUUACACAUCAACAAUCAAACCUGCCAGCUUUAAAGUAGUUUUCAGACCUGUUGAUGUCAAGCUAAGUAUUUCAGGGAAGGCCUUUUUCUCAUGUUAAUCAUCAGUCAUUGAAUUCCAGUCUGUCACAUGUUUGUGUCUGUCCAUGUUUGUGCAAAUACUUCUCCCUUUUCUUAAAUGAGCACAGGCUAAUCCUGCUGCUGACCCAGGCCAAAGCCCAGGUGCUGUGUCCGUUGUUAUCUCACUGAGUAGGUCAGUGGAUUAAGCUCCUGUAUGUUUCCACUGCAGCACUUUGCCUGUCUGUCCUCAGCUUGCCUCGGAGAAAGAAAGACAGAAAGUCUGAUGCAGUUUUUUUCCCCCUUGUUGGCUCCAAAGUACUUUCCUCUUGCGCGUUAGUACAAAUAACUCCCUGAAGAUGAGUUCAGUGGGGAUCUUGAGUCCGCUUGUGAGUUUCUCGCUUGUUCUGGAUGUUGUGUAACCAUUGUUUUUCAGCUCUCUCCCCAGGGAUUGUUGUUUUCAUGUGAUUUUUAUUGCUACUCUGUCUUCCCCUUCAGGCACCACUGGACCACAGCAGUGAGAUGUCCCUCUCAGAUUCUGCUUUUGAGCCCGGUGGGAAAAGGAAUUUCCUCCAGCUAACAGACAAAGACGGAGAGCAGCCACAGAUUGCCUCGGUAAGUCAACGCAUCAAAAUCACAGUUUCAUAAACAUUACCAGAGCACUGUUAAUGUUUUCAGGUUUUCAUGAUAAAGACUGAUUUUGGUUUUGAAAUCUGAGGACAUUUCCUCUCUGAAUGUAAAUGCCUGCAGGAUGAGUCUGGGACAGCAGACAGCAGCGGACUGGAUGACAGUUCCCAGGAGCGAUUUAUAGGACCCCUACCAAGAGACAGCACUGCAGGCUGCAGUGGUGACUACAGCAGUCCUUCGUACUCCUACUCCUCCAUUCUCAGUAAAUCUGAGACAGGUGAGAGUUCGUCUUCUCUUAAAUAUGUAGCCCUACCUUUUAUUUUUUUUAAUGUCAACAAACCUCUUACUUCUUGUCUCUGACCCUCACUUCAGGUUAUGUGGGCUUGGUCAACCAAGCUAUGACCUGCUAUUUGAACAGCCUUCUACAGACGCUUUACAUGACCCCAGAGUUCAGAAAUGCACUGUACAAGUAAGGAAAGACACGAGUACAAGUCUUUAUAAAGUUUAACUUCAGGAUUACAAAUUUUGAUCAUCUUUCCUACAUUCUGUUCAACAUCAGCUGGGCGUUUGAGGAGUCUGAAGAGGACCCCGUCACCAGUAUCCCCUACCAGCUGCAAAGGCUGUUUGUUUUGCUGCAGACCAGCAAGAAACGGGCGAUCGAGACCACAGAUGUGACACGAAGCUUUGGCUGGGACAGCAGCGAGGGUGAGCAAAUUCACUGAUUUGUGGCUUUUCUCACAUGAUUUUUCUGUGGUUUGGAAAAGACAAGACCAUAUGACUCUGCAUCUGAACACUUGUAAACUCUCUUUGUGCCUCUUUUUUAUUUUUAUUUUAUUUUUUUAGCUUGGCAGCAGCAUGAUGUCCAGGAGCUGUGCAGGGUCAUGUUUGAUGCCCUUGAGCAGAAGUGGAAGCAAACAGAGCAGGUAAGGAGAUCAUAAAUCAGUUUCCUGGUCUGGGGUCUCCCCUCUAUAAUACAGACAAACAGAUCAGCGGAAGAGAAACAAGGCAGUGAGCCCUAGGGUUAGCUCUUUAUCUCAAUGAUGAGUUUUUACCUUCAAACACUUAAUCUAGUGUGCCUAUGUAGGGCCAUGUGGUCUGUUCACAUGAGCAUCUUGAUGGCACAUAAUAAAUGCAUGUGAUCGAGCUCUAUUUAGAAAUAAACGUCAGUAGGAUAGAAUGUGUUUUCAUUUUUUGUAGUUCACCAUUUGGAUCUUCGCACGCAAGGAAAAAAACAGGAGAUCUGUUGAAUAAAUAAAUCACACUUUAAUCUCUCUUAAAGAGACUUGAAAAUGUUGCUUUCCCUCAAGCAGAUUCCAGAAGUAGAUUUUUAGAGUUAUGGGGCAUCAAUCUUCUGCCUGCAGUUUUCUUGUUUGACUGAAGAUAAUGCACAACAGUUUUAACACUUACUUUAGAAUAGGGAUGCAGGUUAGCAAGGCCCCUGAUGAUGAAGCUUGUCGGAAAACCACAAAAGUCCUGCUGUCAAAACAGUAAUAUAAUUCAAAACAAUAAACUGGGAGUGAAAAGGUUCAUAACAACAUAAAAAAUAAUGAAAAAAAAAUCAGUUUAAGUUUGUGUUAUAUUGAACAUAUUUUCAUCUCUUUACCUUGCUGUCAGACUGUCCUUUUCUUCUGUUGUAUUUUUCUUUCGGCCAAACAUAUCAAAGGAAAGUUUAUACAAAUCCCAGAAAUUCAGAAGUAUCCAGACCUCUAUCAUAGAAAAAAAAUCACAAAAACCAAGCCAAUAAAUGUAACCUACUCAACGUCACACCAUUCACUACUAAAAAAACCCCGACAUGGACCCAAGGUUAAGCGUAACUAAUAUGUGGUCAUGCAGAUAUAAAAGCCACAUUUGUGAGGCUUCUAUUUGUAGUAAGCAGAAAACAUCUGAUGUCCAAACAAAUGGUUCAUUGUUACAGUUAAGACAUGUUAGAGAAAGCAUGUGCUUCUACUUCCUUAGGCGGACCUGAUCAACCAGCUGUACCAGGGGAAGCUGAAGGAUUAUGUCCGUUGUCUGGAGUGUGGCUAUGAGAGCUGGAGGAUUGAUACAUACCUGGACAUCCCUCUUGUGAUCAGACCCUUUGGAGCCAGCCAGGCCUACGGCAGUGUGGUGGGCGGAAACACUUCACUAUCUUCUCAAAUCUUUGACUGCAUUAGUUGGAGUUUGAUACUUGAAACCUUUUUUGAUCAUAAGAAUAAUUUUAUAUUAACUAUUGAAAUGUUUGUUUCUGCUACAGGAAGAGGCUUUGCAAGCAUUCAUCCAACCAGAAACGCUUGACGGGCCGAACCAGUACUUCUGUGAACGCUGCAAAAAGAAAUGUGACGCCCGUAAGGUGAGCGCACAAACGUGGAUUCACUGAAGACAGGAAUCCUGCAGUUAGUUGGCAAGUGUGAUUAUUGAUCAUUUCAUGUCGUCGCAGGGUCUGAGAUUUCUGCACUUUCCCUACCUGCUGACACUUCAGCUGAAGCGCUUUGACUUUGAUUACACCACUAUGCAUCGCAUCAAGCUGAAUGACCGCAUGACGUUCCCAGAGGAGCUCGACAUGAGUCCAUUCAUCGAUGUUGAGGACGAGGUGAGUGCAGAAACGACAACAUCUGAUAAUGCCUUUUUUGUUGUUGAAAUAUUACGGAGUUAAAAUUGCGUUUGAAUAAAAUUUCUCUACAUUUGCUCGAACCUUCAUUAUUUUCUCGUAACUGUCCCUUACCUAGAAGUCGCCUCAAACGGAGAGCUGCACCGACAGUGGAGCUGAGAAUGAAGGCAGUUGCCACAGUGACCAGAUGAGCAAUGAUUUUUCCACGGAUGAUUGUGUGGAUGAAGGCAUCUGUUUGGACAGCACCGGCAGUACAGAGAGGGUGCUGAAGCCAAAGGUGAUCAUCAUCAUUUUAACCCCUCAGUUUUUUGAUAUUGUUGAUCAUUGUUAAUCUGUGAAGUUAGUUACCUGUGUGUUUAAGUGCAACCCUUAAUAAAAAUGCAAAUACCUAGUCCAUCUUUAAAACCAGUAUUUACUAAAGUUGACUUUACCUGGUUUAUUGAAGAUAACAUGUAGCCCUCUAAAUUUGGCACAGUUUGAUGUUUACAAGCUGCCUGAUCCAAACUCAUUGUGAAACACUCGCGUUAUAGACUGGUAGUACACGAGCUUUCGCAAAACUCUUUGGCAAAGCAACGAGACAGAUGUAUCCAAAGGCAGCCAAGUUUUAUUUUGGCCUGUUAUCAAGUUACUCACUGAAUGAAUGUUAAUUAGCAACAGCUGAUAUGACGUACUGCCAGCACAGUCUGUCGUAUCAGCCACAGAGAGCGGCAGCCUACAGCGGCUCGAGAUGAAACAACAUUUCAGUGUUACAGUGCAUAGGAAAGACCUUCAGGAAUGUAAUCAAAUACUGACAAAGCUGAAAAUGAUGCCUCGCUUUAUUUGUCUUGUAACAUUAGAAAUUUUUCAUAAUAACCUUGGCAACACUUUAUAGGCCAUGUGAGAGAAAGCUUUAUCCAUCCUUUGUGUGUGUAUUUUUUUAAAUAUAUAUAACCAGUGUUAAAUUUUGAUGUGACUAAAUUGCUCUUUUAUUAUCUUGUCGUCAGCACCAGUCAAGCUCUACAUUUGAAACACCGUCAAAACAAAUCUUGCUCGUCCCUUUUAACCUAACAAUACAACUGGUCCCUGUGUGUUCUCAGAGUCUGCUGACUUUUGAGCUGUUCUCCGUUAUGGUCCACUCCGGGAGCGCUGCAGGCGGCCACUACUACGCCUGUAUCAAAUCCUUCAGUGACGGCCAGUGGUACAGUUUCAACGAUCAGCACGUUAGCAAGGUCAGUGUCAGGCCUUGAGUAACGUCAUGUCAACCUCACAGCGCGUAAAUGUCAGAUUGUAUCAGCACCAGUCAUCAGUUUAGACUACGCUAAGGAAACAAACAACGUUAACAUGUUGUUUUUCUGAUUGAAUAAUAUUGAUAAUGUGUUUCUUUUGGACAGAUCACCCAUGAUGACAUCAGGAAGACUUAUGGGGGGUCCUCAGGGAGCAGAGGCUAUUAUUCCAGUGCCUUUGCAAGGUCAGUGGUCUGUCUCAUCUGUUUCCUCAGUGGCUUGACAACCACUUGUUCACCAUAUUGGAUAAGGAAUAAUACUGCUCCAGUGGACUAGAGCAAAAAGGAAAAGAAGGGGGUGUAGAAAUAUUUUCUCCAUUUGUAUUCUCAUCCAUUCAUGAGACCUCUUCUUUUUUCUCCCAACAGCUCUACAAAUGCAUACAUGCUGAUUUAUAGGUUGAAAGACCCCUCCAGGAAUGCAAGUAAGGAAUGAUUACAGUUGAAUUUUAAUUAUGAUGAUAAUUUUUCCAUCGCUCAUUGCACUCAACCCAACAGCCUGAGCUCUUGCACUGUAAUUUUCCCCUAGAAUACCACCUCUCCUCUGCAUUGCUGGGUUGUUGUUAAUGUUUGUUCAUUUAUGACUCGGGUUUAUGCCUUAGCUGCACAAAUCCUUUUUUUUUUUAUUUUGGUUUAACAAUUUCUGAGUUUUAACACACUAACAUACCUCGUUUUUGCAGCGCACAACACAGGAAAAAUUUUACUCAAACGUUAAGCAACUGCUGCUUUAAGUUAAUUACUGUAUUUUCAGUUUCCCUACCCUCAGUUAUUCAGUUAUCCCACAACAACCCACCUGACCCUCCCUCGAUCCCACCCAUCCUUCCUCCCACCCUGUGUUCCCCUGAGGUUACACAUCAAUACACAUCAACACAUCAAUAUUUCUAAAUUACUGCAAAAAUUAUUGAGUGUUGUAUAAUAUCAGGAUUGUUUAACGAUUAAUAAGUUAUGUUCAUAGUGUCCGUAAAUAAAUAAGUAAAAAGGUUUAAAAAGUUUCAACUGCACAAAUUCUGAAAUCAGUAUUUGCUUUAAUUGUGCACACUUCCUGUCCUGUAGAGUAUUUGUCGGUGGAAGAUUUCCCCGAGCACAUAAAGAGUUUGGUUCAGAAGGAGAAAGAGUCUGAGGAGCAGGAAAAGCGUCAGAGGGAGAUAGAGCGCAACACUUGCAAGGUAAGUCAGCUCAAGAUCUGCUGUUCUGCCUUCGAAUGAGGCUGUAUCAGUGCGUUGCCUUUCCCUUCUGUAUAAUUAUUCUUAAUUCGGUCUUGCUGUCUUUCUUUUCACCUCCAGAUAAAGCUGUUCUGCAUGCAUCCCGUGAAAAUGAUGAUGGAGAGCAAGCUUGAAGUACAUAAAGACAAAACUCUCGGAGAAGCGACAGAAAUGGCCUACAAGGUUUGUUGUCUGAUUUUCCGUUGCCUGUGUCUUCUAAUUGGAUCUGUCUCAUCAAGGUAGGACUUGGAUUUACUGUCUUGAACUUUUCUAUUUUGUAUUUACACAUACGCAGCUGAUGGAGCUGGAAGGAGUCGUUUCCCUGGACUGCUGCCGCUUGGUAAAAUAUGAUGAGUUCCACGAGUACCUGGAGCGCUCCUACGAAGGGGAAGAGGACACGCCUAUGGGUCUGCUACUCGGAGGAGUCAAGUCCUCUUAUAUGUUUGACUUGCUGCUUGAGACCCGCAGACCAGACCAAGUGUUUCAGCCUUACAAACCUGGAGGUCAGUGGUUUGCUGACAUGUAGAUUCGACUGUUUCUGCUUUAUGUAAGUGCAGGUGACGAAAUGAUGGAGAAACAACACGCUGUGUCUCAAUGUCUGUGGGUGUGUCUGUGUUUUUGUUUUGUUUCCUUGCAGAGGUGAUGGUGAAAGUUCAUGUUGUUGAUCUGAAGACCGAGACCAUCGCCUCUCCUAUCAGUGUCCGGGCGUAUUUGAACCAGACCAUCACUGAAUUCAAACAGCUUAUUGCACAGGUUAGCAGCUCAGCUUCUUCGCCACAGAAGAUUUUGAUCUGUAUUUAAACCAUUAAGAGUUGUUUAAGGUCGUUGUUUCAAGCUGUUUGUUCUUUUUUAGGCUACAGGGCUAUCUGCUGAGACCAUGCGCGUGGUCCUGGAGCGCUGCUAUAACGACCUGCGGCUUUUAUACGUUCCAAACAAGACACUGAAAGCUGAGGGGUUCUUCAGAAGUAACAAGGUCCCAAAUUUUUCAUUAUGUCUGACUUUUUUGUGUAGUUUAAUGUCAGUGAACAGUCAGUAAAUCUUUAACCUUUGUUUUUUUUUCCAUCAGGUUUUUGUCGAGAGCUCCGAGUUGCCGGAUCAUCAGGCUGCUUUCACCGACUCACUCCUGUGGAAACUGUUGGAUCGUCACGGGAACACAAUUCGGCUCAUGGUCCUACUGCCUGAGCAGUCUCCUGGUACUCUGGCCAAUAGAACUCAUUGCCAAAAAGUAGGCGGUGACUCUGAGGAGCCCUUUGAAGGGUCAAAGGGUAACAGGAAAUCUGUGGAGGCGAUCCUGGAGGAGAGCACAGAGAAGUUAAAGAAUCUGUCCCUGCAGCAGCAGCAGCAGCAGCAGCAGCAGCAGCAGGGCUCUGGCACCUGUGACAGCCAGAAAAGCUCGGACGCUAGUGACUUUGAACAUAUUGAAUCCCCGACACAGGAGGCUGACUCAAACUCUUCUCUCUGUGUGGCCGCAGACAACAGAGAGUUAGAGAACCGGAUCAGGGCUGUGGCGGGGGGUGGCAGUGGCGCCUCCUCCGACCCCGAGAACCACUUUGCCUGCGAGGAGCGUUCAGACUCUGAGGUGAACAAUGACCGCAGCACCAGCUCAGUGGACAGCGACAUCCUGAGCUCCAGCCACAGUAGCGAUACACUUUGUAAUGCAGACAGUGGGCCCAUACAGCUGGCCAACGGAUUGGACUCGCACAGCAUCACAAGUAGCCGUCGCUCCAAAGCACACGAAGGCAAAAAAGAGACCUGGGACACUGCCGAGGAGGACUCUGGAACGGACAGCGAGUAUGACGACAAUGGGAAGAGCAAAGCAGAGGCUCAGUACCUCUACUUCAGGGCGGAGCCUUGUUCUCAGGAUGACUCCUCUUGGGAUGCACAAAAAUGUAUGGAAAUCUCUCAUGUUCAGCUCUUUAGUCUGAUUAUCUUUAAGUAGGACAAGAGUUCACAUCCGAUCUUGAAUGUCAUUGAAUUUUCAUUGUCAAUACUGCUCACGUGACAGAAAAACACAAUUUUUUACACUUUCUUGCUGUUUCUCGUGAUGUGCUUCAGGUUUAGUGGUCCACGUGGACAAGAGGAUAACAUUGGCGGCGUUUAAACAGAACCUGGAGCCUUAUGUGGGAGUCACCUCCACACAAUUCAAAGUGUUUCGGGUGUACGCCAACAACCAGGAGUUUGAGAGUGUGCGGUUAAAUGAAACCCUCUCAUCAUUCUCCGAUGACAACAAGGUCAGACUCAGAUCCACUCACCGUUGUUUUGAGAUCUUCUCUCAUGUUGAGCCCUUUAUUUUGUUCUUUUAACUUCUUCCUUGAAGCUUAACUUGGAUCUUUUAUUACUUCCAACAGAUAACUAUCCGCCUGGGCAGAGCGUUGAAAAAGGGCGAAUACAGAGUCAAGGUCUAUCAGCUACUGGUGAAUGAACCAGAGGUAAGACGUGAAGUGUGUUUAUUUAACAAACAUGAAAGUGAUCAGAUAUAUUGAUCAUUUCUUCUUAUCUCAUUCGUCAGCCCUGCAAGUUCCUUGUAGACACAGUUUUUGCCAAGGGCAUGACUGUUCGACAGUCCAAAGAGGAAUUACUCCCUCAGUUAAAAGAACAGUGCAAGCUUGACCUCAGCAUCGACAGGUAUGGAUUUUUUGCUCUUCAUACAUAAAAGGAGAAUUUUUGUAAAGUGGAGGUUUUAAGCGAAAUAUGUGUACAUCUAUACGAAUAUGUGUACAUCUAUACGUUUGUGUGUGUGUGUGUUCAGGGUUCGUCUCAGGAAAAAGACAUGGAAGAACCCAGGCACCGUGUUUCUGGACUAUCACGUCUAUGAAGAAGACAUCAGCAUCUCCUCUAACUGGGAGGUUUUCCUGGAGGUUCUCAAUGGUACUGGUCUUAUGGUUUUAAAAUCUACUUCUGUGUGAAAUUAGUUUUAUUUUUGGCCAGCGACAGCCCUCACUGUUAAGUCUUCCCAUAUGUUUGUUCUAUUCUUGGGAAAGCCGUGUCUCAGGAACAAAAUCAGUGUUAACUCUUCACACACUCGCUCACUCUGCUGCCACAGAAAGAGUUGUUUGACAGGCAAAUGCUCAUCAGGGCUGUGCUGUGAUCCCUCCUGGUAAAUAUAGACUUGUAACAUUCUACAUUUAAGCUUUUAGAUAUUUUCAAUAUACAAGUAAACCUCCUACUUGGGCCCUGGUUACACUGAUGGAUGUUACAAAACAGUUUUGUAGGGGUUUGCUAGUGUGGUAGAUGAGAGAAAUGAUCAGCUAUAAUGAGUGAAUAUUACUGUGGUUUAGUUAAAAUAGUUUUUAGAAGAAUGUAACAUGACCUCAUCAUGUUAAAUGAGUAGCUGAUGGUAUUGUUUUAUUUUUAUGAUCUGUUUCUCAGAACCAGAGAAGAUGAAGUCCAUGUCCCAGCUGGCUGUUUUGACUCGGAGAUGGAGCCCAUCGACGAUGAAGCUCGGACCCUUCCAGGAAGUUAUCUUGGAGAGCAGCAGUGUAGAAGAACUCAAGGAGAAGGUAUGUCCAUAUUAUGAAUUUUACCUGUUUUUUUAACCUAUUAUAAAUCCCCCUUCAUCGUGAUAAGCUAACACUUAUCUCAAAAUGUACAAAAUAUGUACCCUUAAAAAAAUCACGUAGAUAAAAAUACACCAGAAUAUCUAACUUUUUAAAUCACAACUGUGGUCUGAAUACCAUUCACUGCACUCAUUUGGCUUUUGUGACUAAUUUUCUUCAUCUUGUUUACAGCUGAGUGAAAUCAGCGACAUACCUCUGGAACAGCUGGAGUUCGCAAAGGUCUGUAAGAUGCAGCACAGGCUUCUGUUGUUUCCCCCUGUUUACACCGGUCUAUCUUUGAGCUUGAAUCAAUGUGUUCUGUUCUGUGCAGGGUAGAGGAACUUUUCCUUGUGAUAUUUCUGUGUUGGAGAUCCAUCAAGAUUUGGACUGGAAUCCUAAAGUGUCAACACUGAACGUGUGGCCACUUUACAUCUGUGACGACGGAGCUGUGGUCUUUUACAGGUAAUUUUAAACAACCAGACUCCAACAGACACAGAGGACUUCGGUGUUAAAGAGUUUGUUAGAAUAGGUCACAAACUUAAUUAUUACUUAGGUGGUGGAAAUGAUCUCUAUGAACCUGAAUGGUACGACAGUCUGUUCAAGAAAGUUUUUGGAAUUUGAGAUCAGCACUGCCCUCUGUUUUUCUGUACAGGGACAGCACAGAGGAGCCCAUGGAGAUGUCAGAGGACGAGCGUAAUGAGCUGAUGAAGAAAGAGAGCAGCCGUCUGCUCAAAACUGGACACCGUGUCAGCUACUCCCCACGCAAGGAGAAGGCACUCAAGAUCUACCUGGAUGGAGGCCCUGCCAAGGACCCAGGGCAGGACUGAGCACACGGCACCCCCGCCCCGGUCUUUUGUAUCAAGCGGCUGCUGCAGCAAAGCAUACAGGCUUACAUGACUCAGUAUGAGUCUCGAGCCUAAUAGAUACUUGAACACCAAGCAGCGCAGUGUGGCAAACAGGCUCUCACUUUCCACUCUGAGCCACAGGAAGGCGCAGAAAUCCCAUUGUGCACUAUAGUGUAUUGUACUGUAAAGUUUAAAGGGAAGUACGAAAGCUAUUCAAUACAGAAAAAGAAUCAAAUACUGUAUAGACAAAUCAAUUUAAUGCUCCUGAGAUGGAAGCAGAGAUGUUAGGACUGUGAAACUGGGCUGGAAGGAGUCCAUCCUGUCUAUUUAAGUCUCCUGUCUCUUUUCCCAUCGGUCUCUUUUACUCCUCUACGUCGCUGCGUGUCCCUCUUCCUGUUUCAGGUAUGAUGUUGAUUCUUCUUCUCUGACCAUCUUGUAAGUCUGUGGUGUUCGCACUCUCUGAGUACUGCUCUGUUAGAUAAAUCAUUCUUCUCUGAUAUUGCUCACUUUCCUUUUAAUACUUAAAAAAAACCAACAGCACAUAAAAAUGAAAAACUACUUAUCCAGCCUUUUUUCAGUCUCGCCUCUCCUCGCAAGGCAAACCUCACUCUCUCAGUGACUUUAACAAGUUGACACAAUUAUUCUGAGGAUUUUAUAAAUCAAGAAAAGCAACAAUUAUAAAUGUCGAAGUUUUGACCUCUCCUCUUCUGCUCCUGUAAUGCUUAGAGUGCCACUGUCCUUAAAGGAGCCUUACCUCUGUUACAUCACUUCCACAGCAGAAGGUGAGACAAAGGCACCUAGUCCUUUUUAACACCAAGUACAACAAAACAAAAACCAAGUAGACUUAGUUCAGGAUCUCCUUUCCUUGUUAUUUGUUUAUUUUAAUUUUGCUCCAGGCUUAAUCAUAAAGAUAGGUCUCGUGAGGCACAAGGCACUCAUCUGAUGUCCGUAUUAAUCUUUGAUUUAGAAAGUGUAUUUUCUAUGUUUAUGCACCAUGAGACCUGGCUGUACAUCUCUACUGUCAUCUGAGUAAUGUGUGAGGUGUUGUACUGAGGGGAGGGAGCUCGCUCUGGGUUUUUGACAGAGAGUGUGAGGUUUGUUUUUGGCGCUUCUACUUGCUGCUGCUCUAUAGACUGGCUCCAAAGGGCGGAUGUAGUCCGCCGGGACAACUGGUCUGAGGAGGACUGAAGCUCAGCAUCUCAGUCCUCUCUGGGCUCCCGAUGCUGCCACCAGCUAUUCACUGUAGAAAUGCCAAUAUCUGAAGAAAUCUUUUUUUUUUUUUUGUCAAUGUUGAUGUUUAUUUCUUUAAGAUUUAAAUCCUGUGUGAAAAUAGUUUAAGAUGAUUUUAGAAAUGAAUUAAAAUGCUUUUUUUUUUAUAUAA
This is a messenger RNA of Xyrichtys novacula (pearly razorfish), 18873 nucleotides long. NCBI's taxonomy places the organism in Eukaryota, Metazoa, Chordata, Actinopteri, Labriformes, Labridae. The record is from the annotation of a GenBank genome assembly.